Molecule: messenger RNA, 567 nt
Organism: Angiostrongylus costaricensis
Lineage: Eukaryota; Metazoa; Nematoda; Chromadorea; Rhabditida; Metastrongylidae
Source: the annotation of a GenBank genome assembly
AUGAUGCAGCUCGACUACAUGCUUGAUCCAGGCUGGCCAUAUCUAAGACAAGCAGAAGACCAGCAGUUACAGGAUCAGACGGCUCGCCGAUUCGAUAACAGAACUCAUAAAUGGGUUCCCGACCCUGUCGAUGGUUUCGUAAUCGCGUCCAUCAAUGUUCAUGAAGGCGACAGCUACACCGUCGGUAUGCCAGAUGGGAGUACGAAGAAACUCGACAAAAGUGAAUGUCAAGAGAUCAAUCCGGCGAAGUUCGAAAAAACUGAGGACAUGUCGAAUCUGACGUUCCUCAAUGAGGCCUCGGUGUUGCAUAAUCUUCGGCAGAGGUACUACUCAAUGAUGAUUUAUACCUAUUCUGGACUGUUUUGCGUCUUUAUCAAUCCGUACAAACUGCUGCCGAUCUACACGGACUCAGUGGUGGCGAUGUACGUGAAUAAACGACGCGCUGAAAUGCCACCACACUUGUUCGCCAUCGCCGAUGAGUCAUUCAGAAAUAUGAUAUCCGGUACACGUGUUAUUGAUUGGUGCGCUAUUUCUGGGACACCCAUUACUCAUCCUCGAACGUUCUGA